AUGGACAAACCACCCCAACGUACACCAAUGAUGGACAAACCACCCCAACAUACAUCAUUGAUGGACAGACAACCCCCAACGUACACCAAUGAUGGGCAAACCACCCAAACGUACACCAAUGAUGGACAAACUACCCCAUCAUACACCAAUGAUGGACAAACCACCCCAACGUACACCAAUGAUAGGCAAACCACCAAAACGUACACCAAUGACGGACAAACCACCCCAACGUACACAAUGAUUGACGAACCAACCAAACGUACACGAAUGAUGGACGAACCAACCCAACGUAUACCAAUGAUUGACAAACAACCCCAACGUACACCAAUGAUGGAGAAACUACCCCAACGUACACCAAUGAUGGGCAAACCACCCAAACGUACACGAAUGAUGGACAAACUACCCCAUCAUACACCAACGAUGGACAAACCACCCCAACGUACACCAAUGAUAGGCAAACCACCAAAGCGUACACCAAUGACGGACAAACCACCCUAA
Messenger RNA from Pecten maximus, 498 nucleotides. RefSeq names its product salivary glue protein Sgs-3-like. The transcript has a single exon. The coding region runs from base 1 to 498 and encodes 165 amino acids. NCBI's taxonomy places the organism in Eukaryota, Metazoa, Mollusca, Bivalvia, Pectinida, Pectinidae. The record is from RefSeq and is a predicted model, not a curated record.